Molecule: messenger RNA, 2496 nt
Organism: Mesocestoides corti
Lineage: Eukaryota; Metazoa; Platyhelminthes; Cestoda; Cyclophyllidea; Mesocestoididae
Source: the annotation of a GenBank genome assembly
AUGGAGGAAGUCAGAGCACGCAACGCUUACCCCGACGCCACCGACGCACCAAGUCCACCGGGAACAGCAAUCGACAACUUGAAGAUGCCGGUCGCACAAUUUUUUGACGCCAUUUCAAUUAUCAGGAGUGACAAGCAGAAUGUGCUGGAGUCUACGCCACUGAAAAGACCACCAACCGACUUUGUGGCCCCCCAGGACUGGAGUAUUUACGUGAAGAUAUGCUGCCAUUUAAAACAGACUGAAAAGCGAAACGAGUGCUCCGAUGUGGGUGCGAAUCGACAGAAUAUGAAAGAUGACAUUCAGGGUCGUAAUUGUCUGAUUCGUCUAGUCUCCGCCUUCAAUCGACUCUAUGCCGAAUACUCGCUGCUUUGUGACGCCGUGGAGAAGGCGAGGGAGGAGCCUGGCCACUUCUUGAACCACCGUGAUGAAGAACAACGAAUUCGACGGAGCGAGAGUCACUCAGACGAGAGAAAAGGAAGGGGUGAUGGAAACGGUACCAGGGACUACCGUGCACCUGGUGUGAUACCUCAGCAACCCGAGAAUCCGAUUUGCCGAGGAUACGACAGCGCUAACACCUGUUUCACUAAAUUACAGCUAUCCCAAUCGGCGUCGUGCAACUGCGUCCACUGCAGACCAAUUCUGGGUGCUGCCAACACCAAUUACGAAACACAAGCGAGGAAGACUUAUGUAGGCUGCUGCACAGUCGGAAGACGCAAGCCCACCAAGAACAGCUCCAACUCAGCCGACGUCUUCGAUUGCAUUCAGCGCCACCCGCCUGAAUCCUCCAUUUGGGUGAAGCAGGUCCGACGCACUUGGCCGCAGACAGUGCUUACUUCGGAUUGUGAGUUUGAAGAGGAAUCUGGCAGUAGAAUAGAAUCGGUUAGGCUUCCCAUCGCGCUGGAAUUGACGCUUCCACGGAUUCAGCGGCAAGUUCAAACGGUAAUGGCUGUCUGUCCGUUCAUCUUUGAUCCGCUAGAGGUGAUAGCUGAACUCCGGGCAACCAACUAUGAUACCGACGCAUGUGUGGGGUAUUUAGAGAAGACGAAGGUCCUUCGGGACAUUAUCCAGGAGUUUCUGCCGACGAGAACACUCAGACCACCAGUGAGUCGCGAGAUCAUUGAACCAAUGGAAAGUGCUCACAGAGUGUUUGGCAUGACUGAGGCAGAAUUGGAGGCCUUCUUGCUGCACAAUAAGCAGCGCCUUCAGACGAUUCGCAGACUCCAGAAGGACGCCGUUAGGCGGAUUCAACGAUUAUACACUUUCGGCAGUGGCUUGGUCUCUGUGGUGCAGCACAUCCUCGCAGAACGGGGAGGCUUGAGACGGCUAGCUGAAAACGAAGACGACGUGGAGAAGUACAAGGCACUGGUUGAACAAGUGAGCAUCCUAUCCACGGAAAAUUCCCAACUGAAAGAAACGCUGAAGAAGGAGGAGGAGAAAAGGAAGCUGCUGUUUAAUAUGAUGCAGGAGCACUUGGGAAAUAUUCGGGUUUUCUGUAGAUGCCGAGCUAUUCCACACACGGUAAGAGCCGUUGAAGUUACCUCACACGACACGGUCAGCCUGACUAUUGGAAGUGUUGCCGAGGAAUACAAGUUCGAUCGUGCCUUUGGCACUAACGCUACACAGGCGGAAAUCUACACCGAACUGGUACCGCUUAUCUGCUCAUUCAUGGAUGGCUUCAACGUCAGUUUCAUCACCUACGGUGGAGAAUCCAGCGGGAAGACAUACACCCUUCUCGGUGGACGUGAUGGCGUGCCAGAAACCCAGGGAGUCGUGUGGCGGGCGCUGAGGACCGUGUUGUCUGAGAAAGAGACAAGAAAAAAUGACUGGGACAUAAACUUGAAGGUAGGCGUGGUGGAGGUCUACAACGAUACGCUAAUUGAUCUCCUGGGUGGCGUGAAUGGCAUCCACAUUCGCGUGGACGCUGGAAUCGACAGGAUGUUGGAGGCCUUGAGGACGGCUGAAAUCAGAACGGAGGACGACAUCGAUGAGCUGCUGCGGUUCUGCAACGCGAAGCGGAAGGUCGCCAGGACAGCCCUGAAUGAGGCGUCAUCGCGAUCUCACUUGAUAAUCCUCGUUCACAUGUUCGCGGUAAGCAACAUCUACCAGAAGUCGGGCUCAUCAGUCCUCGCCAUGUGCGACCUCGCUGGAUUUGAGGACAUAAUCAAGGCGGAGACCAUGGGUGACCAGACAUUGGCCAAAGAAGCUGGAUUCAUAAAUCGGUCGCUCACUGCACUGAAUCGCGUCUUCACAUCGCUCAAAACACAGAAUCCCGGCGCAGUGUCCUACCGUGACAGCAAACUCACCUACCUGCUCAAACCGUUCUUCAUUAACUCCGGCAAAUGCAUUCUCAUCGUGACGGUGAGGACAGACAGGGCCAACCUGCCAUCAACUCAGGGCACCCUUAGAUUCGGACGCGACUCAAGAGCUGUCAGUUUGGGACGAGCAAGGCGCCAGAUUAGCAUGGAGAAGUUGAUACAGGAGGUGCGGGCGGUGUGA